Messenger RNA from Anas platyrhynchos (mallard), 9053 nucleotides. It is a transcript of the gene KCNH1, whose product is annotated as potassium voltage-gated channel subfamily H member 1. Lineage: Eukaryota; Metazoa; Chordata; Aves; Anseriformes; Anatidae. Gene Ontology annotation, biological process: potassium ion transmembrane transport; regulation of membrane potential. The record is from RefSeq and is a predicted model, not a curated record. Gene Ontology annotation, cellular component: plasma membrane; voltage-gated potassium channel complex. Gene Ontology annotation, molecular function: delayed rectifier potassium channel activity.
GCGGCGGCGGCCGCGGGGCUGCGGUGCGCGGGAGGCGGCGGCGGGAGGGCUGAUGCCGCACGGCCGUGCCCGCGGUCCCGGCGGAGCCAUGGGGCGGGCGGCGGAGCGGGGCUGAGCCGAGCCGAGCCGAGCCCUCCGCGCCUCGCCACGCCGCCGGCAGAGCGACUAUGGCCGGGGGAAGGAGAGGGCUGGUGGCGCCUCAGAACACCUUCCUGGAGAACAUCGUGCGGAGGUCUAACGAUACUAAUUUUGUCUUGGGUAAUGCCCAGAUAGUGGAUUGGCCCAUUGUGUACAGCAACGAUGGAUUUUGCAAGCUAUCAGGAUAUCACAGAGCAGAAGUUAUGCAAAAAAGCAGCACCUGCAGUUUUAUGUAUGGAGAGCUGACAGACAAAGAUACAAUUGACAAGGUCCGACAAACAUUUGAGAACUAUGAGAUGAACUCCUUUGAAAUCCUGAUGUACAAGAAGAACAGAACACCUGUCUGGUUCUUUGUGAAAAUCGCUCCAAUCCGAAAUGAGCAGGAUAAAGUGGUUUUAUUUCUUUGCACUUUCAAUGACAUAACGGCUUUCAAGCAGCCAAUUGAGGAUGAUUCAUGUAAAGGUUGGGGAAAGUUUGCUCGCUUGACCCGUGCCCUCACAAGCAGCCGAGGAGUGCUUCAGCAGCUUGCUCCGAGCGUGCAGAAAGGAGAGAACGUUCACAAGCAUUCACGACUUGCUGAGGUACUGCAGCUGGGCUCUGAAAUCCUCCCACAGUACAAACAAGAAGCACCAAAGACUCCACCACAUAUAAUUUUGCAUUAUUGUGUUUUCAAGACUACCUGGGACUGGAUCAUCUUGAUUUUAACCUUCUACACCGCUAUUUUGGUCCCUUACAAUGUCUCCUUUAAAACCAAACAGAACAAUGUGGCCUGGCUAGUAGUGGACAGCAUUGUAGAUGUCAUUUUUUUGGUAGACAUUGUGCUUAAUUUCCACACCACCUUUGUGGGACCAGCAGGAGAGGUGAUCUCUGAUCCCAAGCUGAUUCGCAUGAAUUACUUGAAGACCUGGUUUGUGAUUGAUCUGCUCUCAUGCUUGCCGUAUGAUGUCAUCAACGCAUUUGAGAAUGUUGAUGAGGGCAUCAGUAGCCUCUUCAGUUCACUUAAAGUGGUCAGACUACUUCGACUCGGUCGUGUAGCUCGGAAAUUGGACCACUACAUUGAAUAUGGAGCAGCAGUCUUGGUCCUGCUGGUGUGCGUGUUUGGUCUUGCGGCACACUGGCUGGCCUGCAUUUGGUACAGCAUAGGAGACUAUGAAGUUAUUGAUGAGGAUACAAACACGAUCCGAACUGAGAGCUGGCUCUAUCAGCUGGGAAUGUCGAUAGGAACACCUUACCGCUUUAACACGUCAGGCUUUGGAAAAUGGGAAGGCGGGCCAAGCAAGGACUCCGUCUACAUCUCCUCACUGUAUUUUACGAUGACCAGCCUCACCAGUGUUGGUUUUGGUAACAUCGCUCCAACUACAGAUGGGGAGAAGAUCUUUGCUGUUGCUAUGAUGAUGAUUGGCUCCCUUCUGUAUGCAACCAUUUUUGGUAACGUGACAACCAUAUUUCAGCAAAUGUAUGCUAAUACAAACAGAUACCAUGAAAUGCUGAACAGUGUCCGAGACUUCCUAAAGCUCUACCAGGUCCCUAAAGGACUGAGUGAACGUGUGAUGGAUUACAUUGUUUCCACCUGGUCAAUGUCCAGAGGAAUAGAUACUGAGAAGGUUUUGCAGAUAUGCCCUAAGGACAUGAGAGCAGAUAUCUGCGUGCAUCUGAACCGUAAAGUUUUCAAGGAGCACCCAGCCUUCAGGCUGGCGAGCGAUGGGUGCCUUCGAGCGCUUGCCAUGGAGUUUCAGACAGUGCACUGUGCCCCAGGAGACCUGAUCUACCAUGCCGGCGAGAGUGUCGACAGCCUCUGCUUUGUGGUUUCAGGGUCUUUGGAAGUAAUCCAGGAUGACGAAGUUGUUGCUAUAUUGGGCAAAGGAGAUGUUUUUGGUGAUGUCUUCUGGAAGGAGUCUACCCUUGCCCAGUCCUGUGCUAACGUAAGGGCUUUGACCUACUGUGAUCUUCAUGUGAUUAAGAGAGAUGCCUUGCAGAAAGUGCUGGAGUUCUAUACAGCCUUUUCACAUUCUUUCUCCAGAAAUCUUAUUUUGACUUACAACUUGAGAAAAAGGAUUGUGUUCCGGAAAAUCAGUGACGUGAAACGUGAAGAAGAGGAGAGAAUGAAGAGGAAGAACGAAGCCCCUCUGAUUCUACCACCAGAUCACCCGGUCCGCCGGCUGUUUCAGCGCUUCAGGCAGCAGAAGGAGGCGCGGCUCGCGGCAGAGAGAGGGAGAGACCCAGAUGACCUGGACGUGGAGAAGGGCAACGUCUUGGGCGAGCACUCCUCAGCCCGCUCGGUGGUCAAAGCCAGCGUGGUGACCGUACGGGAGAGCCCGGCCACCCCCGUCUCCUACCAGUCGGCUUCGACGUCUGGGCAGUCUGACCAGGCGAAGCUGCAGGCCCCGGCAUCGGAGUACACGGGGUGCAAAGCGUCAGGGGAUUACCCUCGACGGAAAGGCUGGGCCAAAUUCAAAGAUGCCUGUGGGAAAGGUGAGGACUGGAACAAAGUCUCCAAAGCAGAAUCCAUGGAGACUUUACCUGAGAGAACUAAAGCUUCAGGAGAAGCUACCCUGAAGAAGACAGACUCUUGUGACAGUGGCAUCACAAAAAGUGACUUGCGCUUGGAUAAUGUUGGGGAGACACGAAGCCCGCAGGACCGCAGCCCGGUCCUCACCGAGGUCAAGCAUUCCUUUUAUCCUAUCCCAGAACAGACUCUUCAGGCCACCAUGCUGGAAGUGAAACAUGAGUUGAAAGAGGACAUCAAGGCUUUAAACACAAAAAUGACCAAUAUAGAAAAACAGCUUGCAGAGAUACUUAGGAUAUUAACCUCAAGAAGAAGCUCCCAGUCACCACAGGAGUUGUUUGAAAUAUCAAGGCCCCAGUCUCCAGAAUCAGAAAAAGACAUGUUUGGAGCUAGCUGAGGUGUUUCUUUCUGAAAAACAAUCAAUCAAACAAACAGACCACCCCCCUAACAUUUUAAAUUUAAUCUCGAAAACGAGUGAGGGACCAAUUCACUAAGCAUGUUCCCUGUGUCUAAAAAGGUACGGUAGCAGGAAUUGCAACCUCAUGUCAAGAUGGCAGCUGACUCUGAAGCCUUUUUGACAGCAAGGGUACAGUUUAUAAAGUUUUUCUUUUCUGCAUUGGUUCCCAUUCCCCCCACUCCCUCUCUCCCUCAGGAUGUUGGAAUAAGAACUCGGAAAGCAGCAGCCAUCCCAGUGAGCGCCAGGUGACCUCUUAGGUUUUUGGAGCAUGCCUUAUGUAGUUAGCUCAGUUUUGCCUAUAUGAAUAAGGACUUGCCAGGGUGCUUACAUUUUCAGCAUUUUUCUUUCUUUCUUUUCUUUUUUUUUCUGCUGCUGUCACUGUCUCAGUCACCUGUUCAGCAUGUUAAAUGCCACAGUAUGUUUUCAUAUACCUGUAAUAAAGCAAAGAGCAGUAGAAUGAACAUGUGCUACUUGAUACCAAAGUUCAUUUGGGGGAGUUAAGGGAGUUGUAAAAAAGUUGGAAAAAAUGAACAUUUUUUUCUUAAUUGUCAUAUUGCUCAACCAAGUUACAUUUAACAACUAUCCUCAGAAACAGGGAUAGUAUUUCAGGUCAGUCAAUAAACAGGAUCAUCCACAUUCUCAUUCUGUGAGCCAGGAUACUGAUUUACAAAAGCUUACCUUCUGCCUCAGAUGUCAUGGAAUAUUGUUACCUUUGCUUUUAACUCCAGCCACUGAAUGUGCAGAAUGUGUCCUGCCCACUGCAGAACGUACCGUGGUGCAUCGGUGCCAGUAGCUGUUCUGCAGAUUUUCCUCCCUGUGAAAAUGUACUGUGGCAUUUAUGUCCCAUUUUUGCUGUGAAUCUGCUCUUUUAGUUCUUGUUAAAUUAUUAUUCAGAAGUUUCUGUUUUGGUAAUGUUCACUGUAGCCAAAGGCUUUCACAGAACUUUUAGAGGUUUUAGAUUGUGGCAUUUUUCUCUACACCCAAAUGUACUGUUCCUGAUCUUAUCUAGCUAGAAAGCAAAUGGAUAAUAGAGGUAGAAAUACAGUGCUUACUGUAUACAAGCACUAUUGUAGCAAGGAAACAAGAAGAUCUGCUUCUUAAAGAUGUUUCCAAAACUUAUAUUUUCAUAACUUCUUUGGAGGAAGAUUGAAGCACUUUACCAAAACUACUGUUCAUUAUUCACUAGGUAGGGUAGUGCAAAUGGUAUCAAGGCUUGGGAUAGAGGUGUGUAUUCACAGUAAAUUCUCUCCACUGAUCAGGUACGUUCACUAUUUAUCGGUAGGUUAUUGCACAGAAGCAUGAUGCAACACUUUUUGGGGUUUUCAUUCUUAAUGGCAGUAGGUCAAUACAGUUCAGUAGUAGUUCUCAUUCUUUUUCUAUGGUACAAAGUAAUUCAACAUAUAUAUAUAUAUAUAUAUGACAUGAUUUUGGGGGAAGAAAAUUUGGUUCAGGUUAAGUAAGUAAAAGGUAAAUGAAAUGACCAAUUUGAAAGGAUUUCGGGUGGCCUGAUGCUUGCAUGGGGCCAUGCAGAACUGUGCCAGCCAUCCCUGGGGAAGUGCAAGGUGCCCUGGGGAAGUGGCACAGCAUCGGGGCUGUGCUGUGAGAAGCUGGGAGCUCAGGAGGCAGGAUAUCUGUUAAUAUCUGCUCUUCCAGUAACUGCCCUGCUCUGAGAUGCUGAUUAUUCAGAGCAGCACUGCGGUUUGCAGCUGGUUUAGGGUUAGCUUUCAAUAGUCAUAGGCCCUUGUCCACUACAGAAGUGUCCAGAGAUUAUAAAAUCUUACCCAUGGACUGAAAAAUUCCCGAGAAACAUCUAUCAGGAUCAAGUCUGUAUGCUGCUUUCUUUCGCCCAUUCCCAAGAAAAGGCAUUAGAGAGGUGACUUGCUAUGAAACAGGGGUGCCAUUUCCUGAAUUUACUUCUGGUUUCAUGUUUAUUUUUUUCCAGUGGUGACAGCUACGUACUGAAGAUGUACAGUACUGCGGAAAGCUCUUUUUGACCAAAUCACAGUGUGUGUUCGGUGCUUUAAUCACUGUCAAUGGCAAUGGUUACCUGCAAUAGCUAUGCCGUGAUUACCAUAAGAAAUCCACACAGUUAGAAACUCCUACAUGAUUUUUCUCUCUAGUCUUGUCAGUCCUGUAAAUUCAUCCAACAGUGAAAUUAUGCCCGAAUAAGCCACAGGUUUACAAGUAUGUACGUAUUUCUAACUGAUGCCCAAAAGUUCCAGCAGGGUUUGAGAGGCUACCUUGGUGUCAGUUUUCUAAUCCAGGCGAAGAAGCGCUCUGCAGCAUUAUAUUCCCAACAUCGGGUUUCCUUCAGAAAAUUUGUGACAGGCUGAAAGUCUUGCUGAACUCAGCAGGUACCCAUCUCCCUGCAGUUGGAUAAACAUGAAAAUUGGCUUAGCUGAGGCAGAUGGGGGAGGAAAUGGUUAUAACCCCCAAAGGAUGUGCCUGAUAUCUCAAGCAUCGCAGCACAGGCAUAGAGUUAUGUGUGCAGUUGCAGGUUACCUGGCCCUUUGCUGCUGGCACUCUGUUGAUGUUUCUCAGCGGUAUGUUUCAUGUGCCCUCAGGGAUGUGUUUAAGGUGUUUCUGGUGCUGCUGAUUGCUGAAUCCCCCAGUUAUCCCCUCUGCCACAUGUAGUACUGUGAGCAAGGGAGCCCAAGUCCCCAUCUUCUGGGGGCACCUCUCGUGCAGCCCGAUUCAGCGUGAUUUGGUGUGCUGCUGCCUGCCGUACAGCAAGGGGUGGGUGUAGCGGAGCCCAUUUCGAAGGCUUUUAUGAGGCUUUCAUAAUAGCCUAUAAAGCCAUUUAUAAUCCAUUUGUAAAGCCUUGAAAGACUGUAAUAUACUACGGAAUUACACUUAAAAUGUAAUGUCUUUGAAGAAUAUGGCCAGAUUUGAUUCUGUUACAGUCAUGAAACUCCAGAAAAACCCUGCUCCCUCCAGUGAUACCUUCAAGGCGUCUGCUGCAGGUCAGCACUGGCAGCAGGCAAUGUCAUUCACAUUUGCACAGCUGUAAAAGAUCAGACCCAUUUUAUUAUGAUUUUAUGAACUGGAAGGUACUAAAACUAGUUGUAGAAGACUGCAUCAUCCCUCAGUAACCAGUAUGCGUUGUAAGAGAAUUUGAAAAAAUAUUUAGGAUGAGCUUUUGGUCUGUGGAUUCCCUGGGCUACUUAGUAAUUAAAUUGAGCACAACUCUGCCUGCUGUGGAACCAGUGACUGCUUUGGCCCUCAGACUGGUUUGGAGCUGUAGUGUAGUGCCCAGGCUCAGCAGAUCCAGUGCUUCUCCUUUAGGGAGUGAUUGAAAGCACCUCUGUUGCAAAUCUGUCUCUAUUGAGCCUUAAAUUUGGAUGCCUAAGGCUGGGUGGUGCACAUACCCAUGGUAAUUUUUACUUGUUCUUCCAUUUCUUUGUCAGCUUUUCCUUUUUCUCCCUACAUGUUGAGCAAGCCUCCUCAAUAAAAUUAUUUUUCAGCUUAGAAAUGAAUGACCUCUGAGCAUGAGAGAUUCUGCCCCUUCACAAGCAAAUGUUUUCACAGUCUGUAAGAGAAUAGAAAAAACAAAGCCCCUGUUUUAACGGUGUUCUGGCAUAGUGCUUCUAACAUUUAACAGCCUGCUAAAGAGCCUGUAUUAAUCAAAAAGUGGUCAUGCAUUCUGUUUUUACCCUAUAUUCGAAUGAGAUUUCCGUCAAAAGCUGGUGGCUCAGAGAAAGAGCCUAGGUUAUGAAUUGUUAAGAUGGAAACGUGUAGAAGUUCGUGCUUAACCAGAAUACCAAUAUGCAGCACAGGAUUAAAAAAGCGAAAACCAACCCUCACCCCUACUGUGUUCAGAUACAUUAACUUCUGUCUGGUAUUACCUGUAUACUUUUAAAAACACCCUUCUUGCUUUAAAUCUCUUUCACAGUGCUGCUCUGAAUCCCAGCGAGCACCCUGUUUAACAGCUUCGAAGGUGAUGUUCUGCUUCUACAGUACUUCACUUUAAUGAACCGAACAAGAUAUUUACUGUGAAUAUCUGGUGAUAUUUUCAAUCACUCUUAACCAGUCUGUGAAAGAAUUUAAUACCUGAUUUGUCUUUGCUAUAUAAACAACAAUGUGUAUGAUUACACUUGUGCAAAUGCGUGUACAUACACAGAUAUAUAUAAUAUCUAUGUACAGAUAAGUCUAUGGAUUGUGUUUCUGUUCCGUAAAAGCACAUCCCUCAUUCAAUGAUUACAGUUCAAGACGGGAACUUCAGUCUUCCCAGUAGCUACCCACUGAAUGUCCUAGUUAGUAUCUUGUUUGUUAAAUGUUGAAUUUUUAAGGCCAAGACUUUUGGUUUCUCUAGCAGGCCUCAACUUUAUCCUAUUAGUCUGGCUAGCUGUGACUGAGAGAAGAUCUGGCAGGUGCUGUGAUAGGAAAAUGAAACCGUGUGACAUUGGAAAAAUGCUGUAUCAUAGCUGGUGGGAAUACGGCUCAUAAACCACCAUUUGUUGCUCACUCACAAUGUCUCUGAAGCUAAGCUGCCCUGGUAUCGCUUCUCGUGGCUUCUCCUGCAAGAGGGACUGUGGAACAGGCGGAUUUCUUUUUCCUGGUACCAGGGGAUGUCUCAAAGGUGCUGAGCCUAUCGUUCUGUGGCAUGCAGUCACCGCACCUCUGCUUUCUUGUCCUGGUAUUAGGUGGUGAAGAGCACCUUCUGAAUUCUUCAUUUCCACGUAGUCUCCUGUGGGUGUUUUGGCAAUAACAAAGUCUGUGUUUCAGCUGCACUUCUGAUUCAUUGCGACAAACUUUUUAGAGAGAGACCCGUGCAGGGAAGCUCCAGAAAUUUGAGGUGAGGUGCAGUAGAUUACUGCAUCCUUUAAUCAGACGUAGUUUUGACCACAUUGUUGUGGCAAGUGUUGAUUCAAUUAAAUGAAAAUAAAGCUUUUUGCAAUAAGAUAUAUCCGACAUUUAGCCUUAAGACCCUUUCAUAAGUGACAUAAUUCAAACUGUGAUUCCAUUCUCCUUCCUUCUUAAUGUUCUGUAGUAUUUACAACGUUGCCUAAAGAUAAAGCACUUUGAUUAGCUUUCUAAAUCUGAUGGAAAUCACUUGUUGGUAAUCACAUUUAUUUUUCCACUUAUUGCCUUCUUCUUGGUAUAAUAAAUUACUCCAAUAGUCCUCUCCCCUUACAAAACCAAGAUACAUAAUUAUUGUCUAAACACUUUUGUACAUCAGGGAGCCAGCCCGUCAUAUCACGAAAGUGUUUGUUUCAAAGAUUUUUUUUACAGUUCAACAACGCUAAUGUGAAAUUACCUGCAACUGUAAUUUGUUUCAAGCUGAUUGUUGAGUGUUGUGUAAACAUAUUUGAUGUGUAAUCCCAGGACAUCUCUGUAGGUGGACUUAAAUACCUGGUGUUAACAAAGCAGUUUGGGGUUUUCACUCUCUGUUCUGAAAGGCUAAUGUCCUUUUUCUUCUUCCCACUGAAUCUGUGACCACUAACAUAGAAAAAGAAUCAUUUUAGCUGUAGAUGAAAGACGUUCAAUAAUCUUGUAUCAGGAUGAACUGCUAUAUAAAGAAAUACGAAGUUUUCUAAUGAAUGUGUUAUAUUAUUGUACCUACAUACAAUCAAUAUUUGUACAUCUGUUGGAAACCUGUCUGCGUUUCAAUAUUUAGCCACCACUGCAUGGACACUUUAUUGAUAUGCAGUUAAUGCAGUCGCUUUGGCGCUUUUAAGUGUAUUUCACUUGGUUUUAUCCUUUCUGAAAUCCACCAAAUACUCUUCUUUCUUUUUCUUGGCAUUUGUCACUUUGUUCAAUGAAGCAUGACUAGACAAAGAGAACAAGUAGAUACUAUUUUUGUGGUCAGCAAAGCAGCUGCCAGUAGAUAGACAGUGUGUGUACGUACGUAUACACGCUGUUUGGGAAUGUUUCAGUUACAAAUGCAGCCACCUACAUAAUGAUAUCCCUGUUCAACAUUUUUAAACAAGCACAAAUAAUAUUUGUAAAAAA